AUGGCACAGGUCAUCGUCGUCGGAGGCGGUCUCGCCGGUCUCUCUGCUGCCCACACUCUUCUCGAGCGCGGUGCCAAUGUCUUGCUUCUCGACAAGCAAGGUUUCAUGGGUGGUAACUCGACCAAGGCCACUUCCGGUAUCAAUGGCGCUGGAACCGACUCCCAGAGGGACCUCGGCAUCCCUGACUCUGCCAAAAUCUUCUUCGACGAUACCAAGAAAUCCGCUCGUGAGCUCGCCCGCGAUGACCUCAUCCGUGUCCUCACCGGCCGCUCUGGUGACGCCGUCAACUGGCUGCAAAACGUCUUCGGUCUCGACCUCUCCAAGGUCUCCCGUCUCGGUGGCCACACCCACCCCCGCACGCACCGUGGUGAUGCUCAAUUCCCCGGAAUGGUUAUCACCUAUGCACAAAUGGAGCGUCUCGAGGAUCUCGCCGUCAGCAACCCUGACCGAGUGAAGAUUCACAAGAAGGCUCGCGUCACCAAGCUCCUUAAGGACGAGUCUGGAGCCGUUUACGGCGUCGAGUACACCUACAAGGGCAAGACAGAGACCGCCUACGGCCCCGUUAUCCUCGCCACUGGUGGUUACGCUGCCGACUUCUCCGAAACCUCACUGCUCAAGAAGCAUCGUCCCGAGUACUGGAAUCUCCCCACGACCAACGGCGAGCACUGCACUGGUGACGGACAGAAGCUUGCCAUGGCCAUUGGCGGUAGCGCCAUCGAUCUCGAGAAGGUCCAAGUCCACCCUACUGGUCUCGUUGACCCCAAGGACCCCGAGGCCAAGGUCAAGUUCUUGGCCGCUGAGGCCCUUCGUGGUGUUGGUGGUCUCCUCCUCGAUAACGAAGGCAAGCGUUUCGUCGAUGAGCUUCAACAUCGUGAUUACGUCACUGGAAAGAUGUGGGAGAACGGCAAGUACCCUAUCCGUCUUGUCCUUAACGGAAAUGCCUCCAAGGACAUCGAAUGGCACUGCAAGCACUACGUUGGCCGUGGGCUCAUGAAGCGCUUCGACAGCGGUGAGGCUCUUGCCAAAGAGUUCGGUCUCGCUCCUGAGGUCCUCAAGAAGACUUUCGACGAUUACAACAUCAGCGUCCGCACCCAGAAGGAUCCCUUCGGCAAGAAGUUCUUCCAAGGUGUAUGGAAGUUCGAUGACUACUUCAACGUCGCUGUCAUGACCCCCGUUCUCCACUACACCAUGGGUGGCCUCGAGAUCGACGCCGAGUCCCGUGUCGUUGGCACCAACGGCAAGCCCAUCCCCGGUCUGUUCGCCGCUGGUGAGGUCGCUGGUGGUGUGCACGGUGCUAACCGUCUCGGUGGUUCAUCACUGCUUGGCUGCGUCGUCUUCGGUCGUGUGUCCGGUGACUCUGCAUCUGCCUACCUCCUCCAAACGACAUCCGCUGUCAUCCAGAAAGCUGGUGGCCGUCUUGGGUCCCUCGCCGGCCAACUUGCACCCGCACCCUCCGCCUCAUCAGCACCUGCGACACCUGCUGCCGCUGCUCCCGCCGCUGCCCCCGCCAGCAGCUCAUCGCCAGGCGAGUACACACUAGCAGACGUUGCCAAGCACACCUCGAAGGACGACGUUUGGGUCGUCAUUGACGGACAGGUGCUCGAUGUCACCAGCUUCCUGCCUGACCACCCCGGAGGCGAGAAGGCCAUCAUGCUGUACGCUGGCCGCGACGCCACUGAGGAGUUUAACAUGCUGCACGACCCUAAGGUCAUCCCUCGAUACGCACCUGACUCUGUCAUCGGCAGGGUAAAGGCCUAA
This is a messenger RNA of Cyclocybe aegerita, 1758 nucleotides long. NCBI's taxonomy places the organism in Eukaryota, Fungi, Basidiomycota, Agaricomycetes, Agaricales, Hemipholiotaceae. The record is from the annotation of a GenBank genome assembly.